GCGUCGUCGCAGACAAACCGAGUGUCGUCGUCAUCAGCUGUGUGAGCUGCUGCCUGAACCGACCGCGCGCAUUGUCCGCCCUAUCCGACCGCCCAUCCAGCCACCAUCCGAAGCCGUGUGCAUUGUCCCGGCUCUGCAGCUUGCCUACCCGACUCCCACCAACCUGCGCACCACGCGUGGGUCGUAUCGGCGCCGAGCGUAGACUACAUAUCCAGCCAUCCUUUGAUUCCCUUCCUCGGAGGUGCACCAAACCUCUACUUCCUUUGUACCCCACAAAGUCACGAAAACCUCGACAACAUCACGGUAUAUAACGAGAUGGCCGUCAUAACCGCCACAACACGGAUCGAAAGCUUCGAGAGACACUACAUCGUGCCACCACACCGCCCCCACGCCGGCAUCCGCGGCGACAUCUCCUCUCCAUACGCAUACGCGCACCCUCAAAAACACAACGCGGAAACCAUGGAAUACCGACACCCAGCCAAACAAGCACCCAGCUCGCGCCACCCCGCUGAGCGGUCCGACGCCACAUCCCACUCGCGCGAAGUCGCGCGUGCUUCUGGUGAGAACCGACAAGAAACGCGCCAUCUUGAGAGGCAGCCUCCGACGCCACCUUGGCUCCAGAGGCAGUCUCAUGCACCCAUGCCCAGCGCGUCCGCGCCCAGUCUCAGCGGCAGCAUGCGCUUCAACAACCCUACCGCCGCGUCAGGUCUCAACGGCGCAUUCUCAGGGACUUGGACGUCCGCACGCCCCUCCACAGCGCAUGGUUUGACGCCAAUGAGUGGCGCGAGGUCGCGAGGCAGCAAUUCGUCUGACAGCGGGAUGGACGAGGACGAGAGCGCGACCGAAGAGCUGCGCGCCAUAUACAGGCUGCCCCAGCCUAGCUACUGCGGGUCCUCUGCGGACGUUCCACUGCGCUCCGAGAGCGACCGCUUCCUAGGCACGCCGCCUAGCCGGAGCGCUCGCCAGCCCACGCGCACUCCCGAGGAGCAGCGUGAACUCGACGCUAGCGUGCAGCUACCCCCUAUUCGCGUAUACGAGCCGCAGCGCAUGUCAGAGGAGCACUCACCUUACGGCCGACGCCUUUCUCCUGCGCAGAAUGUGCGGCUCCCUGGCUUCCAUACGAUCUUGAUGAACACCAAGUUGGCGCUCCCGUCGCACGAGAGUGGCUCCAGCGUCGUUCGAGGCAACUCGAGCUCUGCGAGCCCCAGCCCCUGCCCCAGUGUCGCAUCGGUCUCGACCAACGGCCGGUCGUGGAGCCAGGCCGACACAGAGCCCACCGAGGACGAGGACGUGGCCAUGGGCGAAGUGAAGCGAUACGGCAGCUUCCCGCUCCAGGCACUCGCGCCGCCCGCGGAGAUCGUGCGCCACGCAGUUACACCCUGGCAACGCCUGCCGUCAAGCUCGCCCGAGGAUGACGAAAGCCCUCUUCCGGAGCUCCUACCAGUGGCUCCCUCCACCCACGCCGCCCGCGCGCCCGAGACCCCGAAGGCGCGCUACCCCUCAAAGGGCAAGGGCAAGGAAGCGCCGGCCAAGGUCAGCAAGCCUCGCCGUCGCGCUGCGGAACCGAAGGUGCCUCCCCAGAAAAAGUACCGCUUCGUGGCGAGCCACUUGUCCGGCGACGUCCUUCCUCCUCCUGAGGCCAUGGAGGACGUCGAGCGCUCGCGCUCCGCGUCCGUGCAGAGCGGGUCGAAGCGCAAGCACACGAUGUCGCCCUCGCCCGCGCCCUCUUCAAGUCCUGAUCUCUCGCUCGCAAGCAUGGUUCCGCGGUCGAGUUCCAGGCAUCCGUCGAUUCCCGCGACGCCGAUCGCAGGGCCGUCGUCGCGGAGGCAGUCGCAGUCGCAGGCGCGCGCGCACACCGACCCCCCGAAGCGUCGCGGACGGCCCCCUCGGCCCGCGUACGACAUCGAGUCCGUCGCGCCCAUCGACCCCGAUUCCCCGGAAGGCCAGGGCCAGUUCCCUGUGUACAGCUAUCACGACGAGGAGCGGCCUACGCCGUGCCAGUUCCCCGGAUGUGAGGUGCUCCUGACGGGGAAGAAGGCGGAGACGACCUCACACCUCAAGGACCACUUCCAAAAGGCGGGCGGCCGAGACCUCAUUUGUCCAUGGACGAAGACCAGCGACAGCGGCGAAUGCACCCCUUGCGACAAGAAGUUCAAGGACAGCGCGAACAUGGGCCGGCACGUCGCCACGAAGCACCUGCAAUCCGAGAAGUACAAGUGCGGGAAGUGCCACCGGGAGUUCGCGAGGAGGGAUGCGGCGUUGAGGCACAUGAAGACGAUGUGCAGCCCGGAGAAGGAGCAGCGCAGGGCUGCGAAGCGAAAAGCCGAGUCGGAUGAGGAGUCGGAGGACGCGGCUAACGACGCAGACAAUAGUGGCUCUUCUAGAGAAGACUGAAAAUGACCUGCGAGACAUUAGAACUCUCAAUGUUACCCACUCACGGACGCUCAGACGGUAUAUACCCAGUUGUAUGCGGAGCAUCGGGACUGUUACUCUGUAUUGGUGGACGAGAACGUUAACGUUGAACGAAGGACCGGAAUGGAUUGAAUGUAGCAUACCUAGGA
Messenger RNA from Trametes versicolor FP-101664 SS1, 2561 nucleotides. RefSeq lists its product as uncharacterized. The coding region runs from base 316 to 2394 and encodes 692 amino acids. The transcript is spliced from 4 exons. Lineage: Eukaryota; Fungi; Basidiomycota; Agaricomycetes; Polyporales; Polyporaceae. The record is from RefSeq and is a predicted model, not a curated record.